Molecule: messenger RNA, 3745 nt
Organism: Cryptomeria japonica (Japanese cedar)
Lineage: Eukaryota; Viridiplantae; Streptophyta; Pinopsida; Cupressales; Cupressaceae
Exons: 8
Coding region: 11-3634 (1207 amino acids)
Biological process (GO): signal transduction
Molecular function (GO): ADP binding
Source: RefSeq, a predicted model, not a curated record
CACCUACUCCAUGCGAAUAAAGCAGAUUCCAGAUCACAGACGUCUCUUAUUCACCGAUAAGAACAACUUUUUACAUCGUAACCUAAAUUGCAGAGUUUCACUUUGGCCCGCCUCCAUUUGUUUCAGUUCUAUCUGUAAAUUGAAUUCCAUGGCAUCUUCUGAGCUUGGAAACGCUUUUGAGGGAGUUUCCCCGGCAUAUCCAUCUGCAUCUUCCUCAAAACAGCCCUGGGAUGUCUUCAUUAACCACUGUGGAAGUGAUGUGAAGCACACUUUUGCUGCCACCAUCUUUAAUACUCUUCAUCGCACAGGGCUGCGAGUCUUCCUCGAUGUGGAAGCCAUUGAAGGUGGUGAUGUAAUCCCCACAGAAAUAGAAGAAGCAAUGUGUAGCGCCUGUGUUCACAUUGCGAUAUUUUCAGCCAACUAUGCAAGGUCUCCAUGGUGUCUGGCAGAGCUAUCGUUUAUGCUCAAAACUGAAACCAAAAUCAUUCCAGUCUUCUAUCAUGUUGAUCCUUCUGAUCUGCGAUGGGUCGCUCAGGGAAAAGGGUGUUAUGUUUCUGCAUUUUCUUAUUAUGAAGAGAAAGGUAGAUACACCUCAGGAAAGCUCAAAGAAUGGAAAAUGGCAUUGGAGAACAUUUCUACGCGUUCUGGCCUCGUAAUUAAGAAUAAUUAUGAUGAGGGUAAGGUUUUAAAGGACAUUGAAAAUAAAGUAUUGAAGGAGAUGAAGAAAGUGCCGUUUGAGGUGGCUAAACAUCCUGUGGGUUUAGACUGUAUGGUACAAGAAUUGGAAAGAUAUACCCUUCAAUCUGUCCAGAGUAAGAGCAACGUACAGAUUGUGGGGAUCGUCGGAGAGGAGGGAAUCGGUAAAACCACUCUGGCAAAGGAGUUAUACAAUCAGAAAUGUUCUCUGUUUCAGAACUCCAGUUUCAUUUUUCAUGUGCGGGAUGCAGCAAGCAAAAGUGCCAUCCAUAAGAAGCAGAAAAAGCUUCUGAAGGACAUUGGUGUCAAAACCCAAGACUUAAUUUUUGACAACAUAGAAGAAGGCAAAGCAAUUUUGACAAGUCGCCUGAGAUCUCUAUCUGUACUCAUCGUCUUGGAUGACAUAUAUCAUGAAGAUCAAUUAGAUGCUUUAUUGCCAGCAAGUGCUAAGGAUCGGCUUGGAUCUGGCAGUUUGAUUAUUGUUACAUCUCGUGUGUUAGGUGUCCUGACAAAGUGGGGUAUCUCCUCCAAUGCCAUCUAUAGAAUGAAAGGACUCGAUGAAUCUGACGCCCUAAAGCUUCUCUGUCAGCAUGCCUUUUUACAGCCUAAUCCAGAAGAAGGAUUUGAAGAUCUGGUUCGAAAGUAUUUGAUUGAAUGUAAGGGUUUACCCUUGUCUCUCCUGAAGUGUGGGAAAGAGGUCUACAAAAAGUCCAGGGAGACAAAACUUAAGGGUAUCAUCUCCCUAUCCUCUCACAGAAGGGUAGAAAUCAAUGAUGUUCUUUGCAAUUCAAUUCAGUCAGAAGAGGGGAAUCAGAUCGUUUGGCUGGAUCAAUCGACCGGGAAAAUAAGCUUGAAGACAUCUGCUCGUUCUUUAACCAUCACACAUGGUAAUGACAAUACGUUUUGGCCGUGGGUAUCAACAGAGGAGUCCAGUUUCGGACAAGUAAAAGAGUCUGUUGGAGUGUGGUUUUUCAAGGUGUAUAAGCGGAUAGAAUGUAAGCUCUUGUCUCCGAAUACAGAGUACACAGUGGCAUUUGUUGUUAAGAUUGAUCAGUGUAAAAUGGACUCUUACCAAUCACCGUUUGAGUUUUCUCUCCAGACAAUCGAAGGGAAUUUGAUAAGUUCCGCUCUAUUUUUGGAUGACUUAGAAAAACCAGUCGAAAGUCACGGGGGAUUUGAUAUGACCCCUGUGAAAUAUGGAGAGAAUGGAUGGAUGGAGUUUGUUGUGGGAGAAUUCUUUCUAAAAGAAGAUGAUGGCAGGGGCCAGGCAAGAGUGGUUGAUGUGUUUAUGAAAAACGAGAACUGCAAUUUCCAGAAAAGUGGCAUUUUCUUAGAUGGACUCAAGAUCAUACCUAAGACUAUCAAAAAGUCCAUGGACGAGAAGUCGGCACAGAUUAUGGGGAAUGACGGUCCAAGAUUCAAGGCUGCUAAGAGUGCGAACCCUUAUGCUAAUGCAUCCGACAUCGAGUGGGCGAGAAAACUUCCUCCAAAUUACCAUAGAAUCCUUUCUAGGGCCGUCAUAAAGGAGGAGUACUCGUCAAUGGAAGAAAUAUAUUUUGCUCUUUGCAAUUCAAUUCAGAUAGAAAAGGGAAAGCAGGUUGUUUGGCUGGAUAAAUCAACGGGGAAAAUAGGCAUGAAGGUGUCUGCACGUUCUUUGACCAUCACACAUGGUAAUGACAAUAAGUAUUGGCGGUGGGUAUCAACAGAGGACUCCAGUUUUACAGAGUCAGUUGGAGUGUGGUAUUUCAAGGUGUAUAAGCGAUUAGAAUGUAUGCUCUUGUCUCCGAAUACAGAGUACACGGUGGCAUUUGUUGUUAAGAUUGAUCAGAGUAAAAUGGACUCUUACCAAUCGCCGUUUGAGUUUUCUCUCCAGACAACCGAGGGAAAUUUGAUACAGUCAGCUCGAUUUUUGGAUGACUUAGAGAAACCAGUUGAAAGUCAUGGGGUAUUCAAUAUGACCCCUGUGAAAGAUGGAGAGCAUGGAUGGAUGGAGUUUGUUGUGGGAGAAUUCUUUCUAAAAGAAGAUGAUGGCAGGGGCCAAGCAAGAGUGGUUGAUGUGUUUAUGAAAAAUGAGAACACCAACUUCCAAAAAAGUGGUAUUUUCUUAGAUGGAGUUAAGAUCACACCUAAGACCAUCAAGAAGUCUGGAGAACAGGUCUACGAAAAGUCCAUGGAAGAGAGGUCGACCCAAAUUAAGAGGAAUGACUGUCCAAGAUCAAAGGCCGAUAAGAGUGCGAAUUCUUAUGCUAAUGCAUCCGACAUUGAGUGGGCGAGAAAACUUCCUGCAAAUUACCAUAAAAUCCUUUCUAGGGCCGUCAUACAGAAGGACUAUUCGUCAAUGAAAGAAAUCUAUGAUGCCCUUUGCAAUUCAAUUCAGAUAGAAAAGGGAAAACAGAGCGUUUGGCUGGAUAAAUCAACGUGCAAAAUAUGCUUGAAGGCGUCUGCGCGUUCUUUGACCAUCACACAUGGUAAUGACAAUAGGUAUUGGCCGUGGGUAUCAACAGAGGAGUCCAGUUUCGGAGAAGUAAAAGAAUCUGGAGUGUGGUUUUUCAAGGUUUAUAAGCGGUUAGAAUGUGCGCUCUUGUCUCCGAAUACAGAGUACACAGUGACAUUUGUUGUUAAGAUCGAUCAGCGUAAAAUGGACUCUUACCAAUCACCAUUUGAGUUUUCUCUCCAGACAAUCGAGGGGAAUUUGAUAAAUUCUGCUCGAUUUUUGGAUGACUUAGAGAAACCAGUUGAAAGUCAUGGGGGAUUUGAUAUGACCCCUGUGAAAUAUGGAGAGAAUGGAUGGAUGGAGUUUGUUGUUGGUGAAUUCUUUAUGAAAGAGGAUGAUGGCAGCGGCAAGGCAAGAGUGGUUGAUGUGUUUAUGAAAAAUGAGAACUGCGACUUCCAAAAAAAUGGUAUUUUCUUAGAUGGAGUUAAGAUCACACCUAAAUAGUUGCGAGUUGAGUAGUUUUGUCUGUUUCUCCCUGCAAAUUAUGUAAUCUAAUAAUGAAACUCAAAAUUAAGUUAAUCCUGAGAAAAAUCAACAUAUCUAUGUCAAAUUGUA